Molecule: messenger RNA, 1414 nt
Organism: Ostrea edulis (European flat oyster)
Lineage: Eukaryota; Metazoa; Mollusca; Bivalvia; Ostreida; Ostreidae
Exons: 7
Coding region: 80-1306 (408 amino acids)
Molecular function (GO): serine-type endopeptidase activity
Source: RefSeq, a predicted model, not a curated record
UAGGUAGUUUUGUGAGUAAUGUUAAAGAAGAUGUAAGUGAUGGCAUCUGGUGUGCCAGUAAUGGUGUACCGGUGGUGGUAUGGAUUAUAUAGGUGGUGAGGUAAAUGUGCCAGAGAGACUAUACAAUACUAUCAGCAUGAGGAAAGAACUGGUGGGCCUGUGGCUGUUUCUUGUUAUUCUGAAGGAAAGUAUAUCGGAAUCCAUACAUCGGCAUGGUGUUUAUGGUUUCAUAGAAUCUCCGGGAUUUCCAAAUGACUACCCUAAUCACGCCAACAUCACGUGGGAAACUUUUGGACCGAUCGAUGCCAUUUCUCUGACGGUGACCAUUCUACAUUUCGACCUCUACUCCGUCCCCGGAUCUCAAUGCUCGGACAAACUGACGAUUACAGAAGUGGAGACUAACUCCGCUGUUUUCAACGGAUGUGAAACUUUACCUCCCACAAAGUUCAUUGUACUCGGCAAUAAAAUCGUGUUCACGUUUAGAACUGAUGGUGAAAAUACUGCAAAAGGCUUCAAGAUUCGAUGGGAAGUCAGGGACUACAAAGAAAAGGGCAAGGAUCCCAUCGUCAAAGUACUAGUUUGUCCGGAAUCUACCUCCACUUCCGGUUCUCCUCUCUCCACGGAAACAGGCACUAAAAAUAGAACAGGAGAUGUGGAUGUUCUCCACUGCCGGACCUCAACCAUGAAUUUUGUGAAAGAUGGCAUUAUUGGAGUUCUUGCUGUGGCGCUUAUUGUCAUUACCACAGCUUUCUUUCGUCAAAGAUCCUCUUCAAAAAGAAAAAUAGACUAUUCAGUCAUCAAUAGAAAUUCAUCUGAACUUUCUCCGCUGGAAUAUGAAAUGAGAACUGUGUAUGACCAUCCAGUCGUACUGACAGGUGAAACUGAGAAUUAUCUGGGGAGCAUGACAUCGUCUGGGUAUGCAAUACCGAGGCAGUGGCCGCUAGAAGGACAUGGACCUUCAAUAUAUAGUAAUAUAUCCAUGGUAAGCUCCUCCCAUUCAUACACUGAUGUUGAAGUGAACGACCAAUCAGAACAGGGCUCCCUGUAUCUUAACAAAUCAAAGACUGAAAGUUCUAGAGAACGAGCUGGUCGUUUAAAAUACAAGAGGAACAAAACCAGAAGACUCGGGGACAGCGACUACUUCAAUUGUACUCCUAAACUACAUUCAUAUAUUGAGGUGGUAGGUGAUGGAACGCUCCCAAUGACGUCAUCAGGGAGUUCUAAAGAAAAGGAAAAUACAGUUAAACAAUUGAUAACAAUCCUCGAAAAGCAAACCAGGCGCACGGUACAGAUUGUUACACAUUAGUUCAAAUUGUAUUGUUUUCAACUACUUAGUGAUGUCGCUCGACCUGCGAUACGAAUUCAACUGUCUGUCACAUUAUAAUGUAUCUAUGAAUUAAAGCAUUGUAAUUGA